CUCCUCAACCUGGGCAUGAACGUGGAGGUUGUCCAGCCCAACAUUGUCUUCGACAUCGCCAGUCUGAUGCUGUACGGUGCCCACGCCACGCCCGUCAGACUCAAGAUCCUCCUAGACAGGCUCUUCAGUGUCCUGCAGCAUGAAGAGGUCCUGCAGGUCCUACAUGGGUUCGGCUGGUCCUACGAAGAUUACGCCAGAGGAUACAUCUUACAGGAACCAAUGGGUCGUGUUCUGGACAAGUGGUCCAUUGCAUCUCGUGACGAAGAGACUUUGAUAAUUCAGCAGUUCCUCCGGUUCGGCGAGACUAAAGCCAUUGCCCAGGAGAUCAUUCUUGACGACACGAAAGGCAAACACGAACUCUACAGCAAACAGGCCUCUCGCGCUGACUCCGAGAUCAAGAAAUUCAUCGAGCGCAGCAACAUGACGCAGGCUCUGGUGCGACCAUUCAACGCCCGGUCACCAAUAUUCGCUGGGAGACUUCCAUUCAUGACCCCCGGCAACCGACUCAUGACGCCAUCUCCCAUUCAACCAUGCUUCUCCCCAUCUCACGAAGUGCGACCUCUGGCCCUGCCUACCUCGACCCCGCAACCACCUAGCUCUCCUCUAGGUCGCCUUCAGACAAUGCAACCUUUCGAGUACAGAAGGGACCAAGCAAGUCCAUCAGUGAGCCCGGGGACUCUUGACAAAUCGCUGCCAAUGCAGUCACCAAGUGACAGUCCCAAGAACCUGAGCACGACUCCCAGCUCUGUUCAUUCGGGUUCCUCGCCAAACCAAAUGCACAAGAACAACGAGUCCAGUGAGGUUGGCAUGGUGAUGUCUGAUGACGAUGAUGACCACAGUGAUGAAAGUUCUUUCGGGGCAAUUGACUACUCCACAAAAGACGACUCACUGACCACGGACUCGCAUGACAGAAAGUUUUCUCGUCACACACGCAAACCGACUAACCCUAUCAAGAGACAGUGGACCCCAGCCGCAGGGUUUGGCCAGACUCUGAUAGGCCCCAAUGGAAAGAAACGUGUUCUGUGUACGGCCUGCAACAAAACAUUCUGCGAUAAAGGUGCCCUGAAGAUCCACUACAGUGCAGUUCACCUUAAAGAGAUGCACAAGUGUUCCAUCGAUGGCUGCAACAUGAUGUUCAGUUCCCGCCGCAGCCGGAACCGGCACAGUGCCAACCCCAACCCCAAGCUUCACAUGCCACAGAAGCGCAAAGACGAUGAGUCGAGGUUGAACAACAAUGCCCUGGGAGCCAGUCCUCCCUCUAUGGUGGUCCCACAGUCUCUCCUGCCACACGGAUCGCCAAUCGACUCACAGAGUCUGAUGAGGCCAGAUGCAGCUUUCUUCGUGAACAUGACCAAUCAGCUUGCCUUUCUGCACACACCAGAGAAGAAACCCAAACUGGAUGACGACGAGUCCAAGGAUUCAGUGGAACAGGAUGAGGGUCCAACCGAUCUGAGCAAUCACGUGAAAACCGAGCCAGUCGUCAGGAAAGUGGAGGAAGAAGAAGAGGAAGGGCGACCUGAUCCAGGAAACUCUCGUGGAGGGAGUCGCCGGAAGAGUAAUGCUCCAACACGGUGCGCCCAAAUGGAGGAGAUGUACGUCAUGAGUGAUGACAACUCAGAUGACCGCGAUCCGUCUGGGAGCAAAGCUGGCUGUAGAGGUCAGAGGUCAUCUCACUGUGAAGCAAAAGUGGAUUCCAAUGGGCAGUCUGAUCCACCUUGUGUUAAAACGGGAUCUUCUGAUGAAGUUGCUCAGGAAAAGGAAUGUGCAGAUGAGGCAGUGGAGGACUCUGAUGCUAACAAAGACUUGGCGGAGGACAAAACACAAGUGGUUGGCAAAGUGAACCACCAUGCAAUAAGGAAACGAAAUUCAUCCAACUUCCCAAAGAUUGCCUCUCUUUUAUCAAGCUCACCGUGUCCCGAGAACAUUCAAGGAUUAAUAAGCCUCAACAACUCAGGACGACAAGAGGAAGGUCCAUGCUCACCAAAUGGAUGUUCUGACCAGGAAUCGAAUUUCUCUCACUCCUCAGACGAUGGAGGAAGCCUUGCUGAUACUGAAAGUUUUGAUGUGCCUCUCGACAAGGAAAACCCUCGCAAAUGUCCAACUUGUGGAAAGAUAUUUCAGAACCAGUUCGGGGUUAAGGUUCACUUUCAGAAUGUCCACCUGAAGCUAAUGCAUCCAUGCAGUGUGGAGGGAUGUGGUGCUACGUUUCCCUCGAAGAGGAGUCGGGACCGCCAUUCUUCUAACCUGAAUCUGCACCGCAAGCUGAUGUCUACGAGUGAAUGCAAGGACAACAACGACGGUGGAAGCAUGCAGAAUCUACGUGACAAUGUUCUCCAGUCUCUGUAUGGGCCAGAGUUCGUUGAACAGGAUGCGGUGAAGCGGAACGGCCUUGCAGCAUCCACGGGAUCAGGAUCUGCUGGGUCGGAAUGUCACUCUGACGAUGAGGAGGAGGAAGAAGAGGAUGGGGAAUGUGUGCUGAAUGGAGGAGAAGAAGACGAAGAAGAGGAAGAUGGCAAUGAAGACACCGAGCAGCUGGACAUGGAUAACAAGGACUCGGUUGUCUGCCACGUCUGCAAGAGUCAGUUCCGAGACAACCUGGCCCUGAAGGAGCACCUGGAGUUGGUGCAUCCCCGCGAGAUGUUCCGCUGCACGGUGUCCGGAUGCGACAAAGUCUUCUCCACCAGGAAGAGUCGGAGUCGGCACAUCAUCAACGACAACCUACAUCGACACCUGCCCGUCACAGAAACGGCCAACGGGCUGUCUUGACCAGAAUCUCGUCGACCAGUUGAUAAUGACAGGAGCAGUUUGUGAAAAUCUAUACGUAGUUUUUGUGACAAAUACACACACACACGAGACUUUAUAUACUAGUUUCAUUAUUAAUUUAUUACUGUGGUUAGUUUGGUCCAAAUUCAUGCUAAGUCCAUUUAUGACAUGUAGCAUUCAUUAGAGAGACAGUUUGAUGAGUAUUAUUAGCAGCAUUCUUGCAUCAUACCCUUUGCCUGUCUGUCUGUGUCAGACCAGCCUAUACAGAAAACAUAUGCAAGUUGUAGCAUUUAGCAACAAUAUGCAACUUUUAGUGUUUUAGCAAGAAUAUGCAACGAUGUAUGCACAAAGUGCCGUGAUAGAAACAAGAGACGUAUUAUCUGUA
This is a messenger RNA of Gigantopelta aegis, 3148 nucleotides long. Its product is annotated as zinc finger protein basonuclin-2-like. NCBI's taxonomy places the organism in Eukaryota, Metazoa, Mollusca, Gastropoda, Neomphalida, Peltospiridae. Gene Ontology annotation, cellular component: nucleus. The coding region runs from base 16 to 2766 and encodes 916 amino acids. The record is from RefSeq and is a predicted model, not a curated record. Gene Ontology annotation, biological process: regulation of DNA-templated transcription. The transcript is spliced from 2 exons.